Oncorhynchus kisutch (coho salmon) is the source of this 4633-nucleotide messenger RNA. RefSeq names its product leucine rich repeat containing 61 (gene lrrc61). NCBI's taxonomy places the organism in Eukaryota, Metazoa, Chordata, Actinopteri, Salmoniformes, Salmonidae. Gene Ontology annotation, molecular function: protein binding. The transcript has 9 exons. Bases 806 to 1600 code for a protein of 264 amino acids. The record is from RefSeq and is a predicted model, not a curated record. Gene Ontology annotation, biological process: outer dynein arm assembly. Gene Ontology annotation, cellular component: cytoplasm.
ACAGCCGCGGUGAAAUGACAGAUUUGAAAAGAAAAUUGCGAUUUUCGUAUAUGAUAACUACGUUACCUUAACAAACCAAACCGUGCAUGUCUUCCGGGAGUCAUCUUUAAGGGUGCGUUAGUAAAUCAGAGCGUUUCACUCCGGACGCCCCGGCCGAGGAGUAGGUUUGGUCCCAGCGUGCUGACCGCAACGGCAGCGGCCAAUUUAAUGUUAAUUGUCUAAAAUGACCUAGCUACUUCUAGACACAAGUGACAGAAUACUUCUGAACACGUUGACCAUUUUACUCACCCAGCAGAGCUGGUUAGGUUGUUUAUGUAAUCUAGAGAGUUGGUGACUGUAUUUGUGCUGCAGGCAAUCAUUUAGAUCAUUUUUUUGCCGAUGUUUCCCGGCCACAUUGAACCGGAGUUGCGCAUUCAUAAAUUCAACAGUUAUUCUGCUCCCUGGUACUCAGAAAAGAGUGCUCUGGUCGGACUGGACAGAGGGAUUUUGCAAACGCACAAAGUCCGGUCAACAUGACAUUUUUCUUCUCGUUUUGGGACACAGUAAUAUAGUGUAUUGUGGCUCGCUUCGGUUUUAACUGAGUAGCAACGUUUGCGGAAUCAUUUGCUUCCAACAAGUGUGCAAAUAGGCAUCAUGUUAGCCACCGUGCUAGCUAGCUAAUCCCGUAGCUACCUGCACUGGAUAGCGUUACCGUCGUCAGCUGUCCUGCAACAUCAAGGACAGAUGACAAUUUCACUCCAAAUUCUCAAAGAAAUCACUAUCCAGUUCUAUGUUCAGUACAUGAGCUAUCUAACCUAACUAUAAAAUGAUGGAUUCAAAGAGAGACAUGAAAGAUCAAGAAACCGAGAGAGUCUCCAAGGUGACAGCUGUGCUGCUGAAGUCCCGGACAGGAGAGUUUGAUCUGGAAUCUAUUCUGUUCCUGAAGCUCCGAGGUCUCGGGAUCUAUGAUCUAGGCUGUAUCGGGGACUGUAUAAAUCUGGAGAGACUGGAUCUGUCUGGUAACAACAUCACUAACCUGGCUCCACUCUCUUCUCUGAGACUACUACAGAUACUCAAUGUGUCAGCCAACAGGAUCUCUAACUUAGAAGACAUUUCCUGCUGUGACAGUUUACAGAGCCUAAAUGUGGCUGGGAACCUCAUAUCCAGUAUUGACAACAUCCACUGCCUUCAGUCUUUGAGGAAGCUGGAGAAUAUCCGCCUGAAAGACAACACCUAUAAUUACACCAACCCAGUUUGUAAGAACUCGUCCUACAGAAACAUUCUCCUGGAGAUGUUCCCAAACAUCAGAGUGUUGGAUGGUGAAAGAGUGGUUGGACGUGGGAGUGAUUUAUAUAAAUUAUGCAAAGACAUUGAUGAAACUAUCAAAGCUGGUUUCUAUAGGAAUGGCCAGUUACCAGAGCUGCCUGGCUGUAAGCCCUGGGUCGACAACGACUUCUGGGAAAUCAAGAGAUCCAGCAACGCCAUUAUAGACGAGGCCUACAAACAGUUCAAUGACGUCCUUCAUGAAUGCAGACUGCUGAACAACAGAGCAACACAUGUCAUCUCACAGACAGAGAGAUCUCUGAGCCUCAAGAACCAGCCAAAGCAGUACUCUGUUUAAAAUGCCGUUUACAGCAGGCAACAUUGAUUGUGAAGUGUGUUUGUGUGAUCGGUGUUACUUACAUGAAACAAUGUCAUGGCUUCAUGUAUUUGUAUUAAAUGAUGUUGUUUUAUAUCUGAAUGCUUGACCCAGCACCAGUGCCAGAACCUUGACAUGCUCAGCAUUACGUUGCACACAGUGCUGCAUAGUGACACCUAGAGGAUACAUAACUACCCUUGGGUCUAGUGUAGCCAAUGUAAAGCCUCCUACCCCAGUGGGUCUAGUGUAGCCAAUGUAAAGCCUCCUACCCCAGUGGGUCUAGUGUAGCCAAUGUAAAGCCUCCUACCCCAGUGGGUCUGGUGUAGCCAAUGUAAAGCCUCCUACCCCCUUGGGUCUGGUGUAGCCAAUGUAAAGCCUCCUACCCCCUUGGGUCUAGUGUAGCCAAUGUAAAGCCUCCUACCCCCUUGGGUCUAGUGUAGCCAAUGUAAAGCCUCCUACCCCCUUGGGUCUAGUCUAGUGUAGCCAAUGAAAAGCCUCCUACCCCCUUGAGUCUAGUCUAGCCAAUGUAAAGCCUCCUACCCACUUGGGUCUAGUCUAGUGUAGCCAAUGAAAAGCCUCCUACCCCCUUGGGUCUAGUCUAGUGUAGCCAAUGAAAAGCUUCCUACCCCCUUGGGUCUAGUAUAGCCAAUGUAAAGCCUCCUACCCCCUUGGGUCUAGUGUAGCCAAUGAAAAGCCUCCUACCCCCGUGGGUCUAGUCUAGUGUAGCCAAUGAAAAGCCUCCUAUACUACACUCUAUACUAGCCUAUACUACACUCUUAGAAAAAAAGGUUUUACCUGGAACCAAAAAGGGUUCUCCUAUGGGGACUUUUUUGGAACAGUUUUUUCUAAGAGUUUACCUACCUGUGUAGCCUACAGAUCGUACAGGCUAGCACUACCGACUCCUACCCUCUAUAGCAGGGGUGGGCAAACUUUUUGGCUCGAGGGCCACAUCAGGAUUUUGAAAUUCAAUGGGGGGGAGCAUUUUUUGGGAGAUCAAUUUUGUUAAAAUCAAUUUGCGGGAGCCUCUCGAGUGGCGCAGCGGUCUAAGGUACUUCAUCGCAGUCUUUGAGGCGUCACUAGAGACCUGGGUUCGAUCCCAGGCUGUGUCACAGCUGGCCAGUUCCUGGGAGACCAUUGAGGCGGCACACAAUUGGCCCAGCGUCAUCCGGGUUAGGAGAGGGUUUGACAGGCCAAGAUUAACAUUUCCCAUCGCGCUCUAGCUACUCCUGUGGCGGGCCGGGCACAUGGCCCCUGACACGGUUGCCAGGUGUACGGUGUAUACAGAACAUUGGUGCGGCUGGCUUCCGGGUUAAGCGGGUGUUGUGUCAAGAAGCAGUGUGGCUUGGCUGGUUCGUGUUUCGUGGGACGCACAACUCUCAACCUUCGCCUCUCCAUAUGGGAGUUGCAGUGAUGGUACAAAACUACCUACCAAUUGGAAACCACGAAAUUUGGGAGAAAUAAACAAAUAAAAUAAUGUCUACAGGCUUCUACCCUCUACAGGCUUCUACAGAUGUCUACCCUCUACAGACUUCUACCCUCUACAGAUGUCUACAGACUUCUACCCUCUACAGACUUCUACCCUUUACAGACUUCUACCCUCUACAGACUUCUACCCUCUAGAGACGUCUACAGACUUCUACCCUCUAGAGACGUCUACAGACUUCUACCCUCUACAGACGUCUACAGACUUCUACCCUCUACAGACGUCUACAGACUUCUACCCUCUACAGACGUCUACAGACUUCUACCCUCUACAGACGUCUACAGACUUCUACCCUCUACAGACGUCUACAGACUUCUACCCUCUACAGACGUCUACAGACUUCUACCCUCUACAGACGUCUACAGACUUCUACCCUCUACAGACGUCUACAGACUUCUACCCUCUACAGACGUCUACAGACUUCUACCCUCUACAGACGUCUACAGACUUCUACCCUCCACAGACGUCUACAGACUUCUACCCUCUACAGACGUCUACAGAUUUCUACCCUCUACAGACAUCUACAGACUUCUACCCUCUACAGACGUCUUCAGACUUCUACCCUCUACAGACUUCUACCCUCUAGAGACGUCUACCCUCUACAUACCUCUACCCACUACAGACCUCUACCCUCUACAGACCUCUACCCUCUACAGACCUCUACCCUCUACAGACCUCUACCCUCUACAGACCUCUAGCCUCUACAGAUGUCUACAGACUUCUACCCUCUACAGACUUCUACCCUCUAUAGACUUCUACAGACCUCUACCCUCUACAGACCUCUAGCCUCUACAGACUUCUACCCUCUACUGACCUCUACCCUCUACAGACUUCUACCCUCUACAGACUUCUACCCUCUACAGAUGUCUACAGACUUCUACCCUCUACAGACUUCUACAGACUUCUACCCUCUACAGACUUCUACCCUCUACAGACUUCUACAGACCUCUACCCUCUACAGACCUCUACCCUCUACAGACCUCUACCCUCUACAGACUUCUACCCUCUACAGACUUCUACCCUCCUGAGUGCUAAGUAGCCUACAGGCUCCAGUUCCAACCAACUCUAUGGGUUCAGACCCAUUGUCUUACAUCAGAUAACAAUGAUUCCCCUUAUCGUCGGUUGAGGGACGACCAUUGCGUAGGAUUGACGCCACCUGACGUAAGACAAUGGGUGCAGACGUGGAUCCAUAUCGACACCACUUAGGUGCCAUAAGGUGUUUACUGUGCUCACUAUGCACAGUGCUGUGUGUUGGUGAUGCUGAGCCAUGCUGCUAUUACAAUACAACUUAGUAACUUGUUACUAUUGUUUAAAACUAGCAACAUUAGCAAAGCUUUUCCAUAUUGCACUACUUCAUCAUUGAUGGUGAAGUGUUUGUUUUAUUAUGCUGGCAUUGGGAGUGAUGCUUAUGUAGUGAAUUAAUUCUGCACAGUUUGAGUUGUUUCUACUUGUUUUGAUACCGUUAAUAAGGCCAACGCUAGCAGUACAUGGAAAAUACUAACUAUCUGGCAUUAAAAUGACUAAUAAACUGG